Plodia interpunctella (Indianmeal moth) is the source of this 1236-nucleotide messenger RNA. RefSeq lists its product as uncharacterized. NCBI's taxonomy places the organism in Eukaryota, Metazoa, Arthropoda, Insecta, Lepidoptera, Pyralidae. The record is from RefSeq and is a predicted model, not a curated record. The coding region runs from base 117 to 962 and encodes 281 amino acids. The transcript has 5 exons. Gene Ontology annotation, molecular function: protein binding.
CCCAGAGACGCGGUUGCUGGUAAAAGUACUUACGUACGUUUCAAAUAAAUCCACAUUAAGAAGGCACGUGUAUAUCUAUCUCUUUGAUUAUUGUCAAUAAACCAGAGCAGGAUAUUAUGUCACUGAAAAUUGAAGCUGAAAUUAAAAUCGAUUCCGAGCCCUGUGUAGCUGCUUGGGAUAAGAAAUUGUUCAUUGGUACGGAGGAUGGCUCUAUAAAGUCUUUCGAUCAAGAUCUAAACUUGGUCUCGUCCUGGCCGGCUCAUGCCGUCCAGAUAUUUGCGGUGGCUGCAGGCAAUGGUAGCGUGUACUCUGCAUCCAACGACGGAGGAGUCCGAGUGUGGUCGGCAGACGGACAGAAGAUAGUGGAAUUGACCACAGCAGGGCCUGACGUUGGAGUGCUGCGUGUCUUCGGUAAAGCUGUUUAUGUUGGGGAUGAGGGCGGGAACGUUUUAGUUUUUGAAGAUAACGCUGAAAAAGCAAGAUACAAUGUACUGGAAGAAGUAAAAGACUUGGAGUUCAGUCCGCCAUACAUGUUUACAGUCCGAGAUCUUAAUGUCACGAUUACAGAAAUAAAACCUGAAGAAUCAAAAUCUCGGUUUGUCACACGCCACACAAUGGAGGGAAGAGCACCGCUGCAAAUGGCUGGCAAGCGCCUCUUGUGCACCGCGCGAGGUGGGAACAACUUGCGGCUUCAUGACGCUUCCGUUGACUCCUCAUUUAAACUGCUGCAUGAUGUGAAGGUAAGCGAUAUGAUACUGACCAGUUUAGUAGUAAAUGGAGACUACGCUUGGACGGGCGGUUGGGACGGGUGCGUACGUCGAUGGAAGAUAGCCGAAGAUCGGUUGGAAGCGGCUGGGGAAGUUAAUCUAGGCGCAUGUGUCAAUGCACUACAGAGUACAGAUGCUAAUAGAGCGUAUGCGGUAUUGGCUGGAGGAAGAAUUGUUUACUUAAAAGUUUUAUAAUUUUUCAUUAUUUAUUAAUGAGUUGUUGCCCGCUACAUUUACGGUUAUAUAUACAUUUACAUUAUGUACCUAAGUAAGUUAUGUAAGUUAAUAACAAUUGGAAAUAUGUAUAGUCUCUACCUUUCUUUAAUGAAGUUGAAAUGUGAUUUGUUAAUAAAAUGAACAUGUAUAUUUGUAUGUAGUAUUUUAUGUAUUAAAAUGAUGAUUAUUUGCAUUUGUACACUGCUAGAUAGCAUAAGUGACAUACAUAUAAUAAAACAUUAUAAAACUGUAA